GGGGUGAAGCCGGGACUCGCCGCCCGCCGGCACCGCGCCGCGCCGGGGCUCCGCGGCUCCGCUCCGCACCGCAGCACCGCACCGCCGGCAGCGCGCCGUGGCCAUGGCGCUGCGGGCCCGGGCGCUGUACGACUUCAGGUCGGAGAACCCCGGCGAGAUCUCGCUGCGGGAGCACGAGGUGCUGAGCCUGUGCAGCGAGCAGGACAUCGAGGGCUGGCUGGAGGGCGUCAACAGCCGCGGCGACCGCGGCCUCUUCCCGGCCUCCUACGUGCAGGUGAUCCGCGCCCCCGCCGCCGAGCCGCCGCCGCCCGCCCGCUACGCCAACGUCCCCGCCGCCGGCUUCGAGCCGCUGCCGCCGCCCGCCGCCUUCAAGCCGGCGGCGCAGCAGCAGCAGCAGCAGCAGCAGCAGCAGCCCCCGGCGGCGCAGCAGCCCCCCGAGCCCUUCCCGGUGCCGCCCGCCGCCGGGUACCCCUUCCCUAUGGCGCCCUACGGCGGCCCCUACCAGCCCAGCCAGGGCAGCGACGACGACUGGGACGACGACUGGGACGACAGCUCGACGGUGGCGGACGAGCCGGGAGCGCUGGGAAGCUCCUACCCCGACUACGAGGCGGCGGGGGGCGGCGGGGCAGCGGGGCGCUACCGGCUGUCCACGCGGUCCGAGCUGUCCCUGGGAUCCCGCGGUGGUGGCGGAGGUGGUGGAGGCGGUGGUGGGCACGUAGCCGGACACCCGCACCCGGCCGGUGGAGGAGCCAAGAGCUCGGCCACGGUGAGCCGCAACCUCAACCGGUUCUCCACCUUCGUCAAGUCUGGCGGGGAGGCCUUCGUGCUGGGCGAGGCGUCGGGCUUCGUGAAGGAUGGGGACAAGCUGUGCGUGGUGCUGGGCCCGCGCGGCCCCGAGUGGCAGGAGAACCCCUACCCCUUCCAGUGCUCCAUCGAGGACCCCACCAAGCAGACCAAGUUCAAGGGCAUGAAGAGCUACAUUGCCUACAAGCUGGUGCCCAGCCACACCGGGCAGCAGGUGCACCGCCGCUACAAGCACUUCGACUGGCUCUACGGGCGCCUGGCCGAGAAGUUCCCCGUCAUCUCUGUGCCCCACUUGCCCGAGAAGCAGGCCACCGGCCGCUUCGAGGAGGACUUCAUCUCCAAACGUCGCAAAGGUCUGGCCUGGUGGAUGGACCACAUGUGCAGCCACCCCGUGCUGGCGCAGUGCGAUGCCUUCCAGCACUUCCUCACCUGUCCCAGCACGGAUGAGAAGGCCUGGAAGCAGGGCAAGCGCAAGGCUGAGAAAGACGAGAUGGUGGGUGCCAACUUCUUCCUGACCAUCAGUGUCCCCACUGGCCCUGGGGCCGGCCUGGACUUGCAGGAGGUGGAAAGCCAGGUGGACGGCUUCAAAGCCUUCACGAAGAAGAUGGACGAGAGCGCCCUGCAGCUCAAUCACACCGCCAACGAGUUCGCCCGCAAACAAGUCACUGGCUUCAAGAAGGAAUACCAGAAGGUGGGGCACUCCUUCAAGUGCCUCAGCCAGGCGUUUGAGCUGGACCAGCAGGCCUUUUCAGCUGGCCUCAACCAAGCCAUAGCCUUCACUGCGGAAGCCUACGAUGCCAUCGGGGACCUCUUUGCAGAUCAGCCCCGACAGGACCUAGAUCCCGUGAUGGAUUUGUUAGCGCUGUAUCAGGGGCAUUUGGCCAACUUUCCGGACAUCAUCCACGUCCAGAAAGUUGUGUUUGAAUUUGCACUUACAAGAAGGUUUACCUUCUUGAACUGGGGAAAAUUCAUCUAAACGAGCUUCCACCAUAGCAGUGCAGAAGUAUGAUGACAUGCAUAGAGCUGAUUUGGUGCCAGAAGACUGUGCUGGAGCCGGAUGGAGAAACGUACAGCCAGCCUGCCUUCACAUGCUAAUGCUCCAGCACCUCUGAGCUAACACAAUUAUUAUCCCUGGUGCAUAUUUGCAAUCAGAAAAUGGCAUGGGUUUGAGAGUUUGGUCUCCUGAGUGUCCAUAUUCAUCACAGGAACAGGGUUAGGGCUGGGUUAUGCAUUUGUUGCUUUUGUUCCCUGUAGAAAAGAGACAAACUAGAAGAAAGCUUUUUUUUUUUUUUUUUUUCUCUCCAUUUUAUGGCUGUUUUAUUGCUCUUAACAGUUAUUUCUAACAGGGUAUAACUCUUCAAUUCCAAAUUGUAAACUUCAGAUGAAAACAUGAACUGUUUGGUGUUCUUACAACAUAAGACCUUUCUUUUAAAUUUACAGUCUGGGAUAGUUGCCAGUAUGUAAGGAUUAUUAUUGUCUGUACAGACCAAACAAAAAUCUGUUGGUGAUAAUAGAUCAUCUGAAAACAGAGUCGACGUGUCUUUCUUUCAGUGUUUUAUUUUCUAGUGUACAACUUUGUGCAGUAAAAUAACCCAAAAGUGCCUUUAGAGGUGGCAGAAACAGCAGCCUUUUGAUACAUUGCCAACAUGGGCUUGGCUUUAAAAAGAUGAACUCUACUCUUACGAGUGCUUCCUCCAUUUUUCUCUACAUAGUGCAGAUGGAUUGUCCACUUGGGGUAAAAAGCGAAGCCUUUUCUAGACUCCAUCUCUGUAUCCCUCUAGACCUGAGAAGGACCAAAAAAAUAAAGGCAGCUGUGCCCCAAACAUAUAUGUGCUGGUAGAACCUUAGACUGCCUUGUCUUAUUAAGGGUUUGAUCUACUGCAGAUAGUUGAACAGCUGCUUAAUGUGAUUGGAAGCGUGUUUUGUGCAGUGGACUGAGAAGUCUGCGUGUCUGAGGUUUUUGAAUAAUUUCUGCAAAGUUUUUUCUGCCAAAAGAAAGCCAAAGAAUCUGAACUAGAGGCAAGAAUUUUCUUCCAUUUGGCCUUUAUCUGUUUGUCUAAAGUUAUGAACCAAAGACACAAAAGCACACUGUUGCUUUUUCUGUGUAUCAGCAGGGGAAUGGGUUAAACAUUGUGCUUGUUACUGCUCAGGGAUCCCGGUCUUUCUGCCUCCCAUGUUGAGGGCAUCAUACGUGAUCUGUGGUGUGCAGAGAGUGAUUGUCAUUUCGGUCACUUAGGUAAAGGUGGAAAGCCAUGGGAAUAUGUUCAACGUGUUUAAUAGGGUAAGCACGUGAUGGAAUGGCAAUAACUUCAAUAGGAGAUUUAAAGAUUCCUGUCUCUCUGCCUCCUUGAUGUUGAGCACUCAGUGUUUAAGGAAUUUUCUGUGAGGGAAGGAGGAGUUCAGGUUCAUGCUCCAAAAGAGACAGAGGAGGGGUUCGAAGUGCUUUUCUCUCACAGUCCGGUUGAGGACCAGCUUGGCAGUGCUUUGUGAGAAACCUUACUUGGUUUUGUGUGUGCACCCGUCCAGGUCUGAAGGUUCACUGAAACAAGCCCUACAGUGAAGAGCACACCGAGGUGGAAAUCCCACGUUUCCAUUUGGAAGUGCUUGGCGUGAGAGUCCCACUGGGACUGGCAACAGACCAUUUCAGUCCCAAGACAUGGUUUCCUUACAAAUGGUUGCUCUUUUAGAUGUUUUCAAAAUAACGCUGAGCACUUAGGGGAAAACUGACAUUUGGAGGGGUAGAUGAUGGCAGAGAAGUGUCUCUGAGACUCUCAGCACCCAAAUACUUUUACAAAUCUAGCCCUCAUCCACAGGGAAGUGCAUCUAACAUGCUUACGUUAAAGUUUUCCUGUGCAUACCAGUGUGUUUCGGAAUAGAGGAUCCAAGUGUGUUAGACAGCUAUACUUGUACUUAGUUUUCUUUAGCCUCUGGCAAAACAUAGGUAGAAGAGGAGUGUUUAGUUCACGAGGCUUAAAACCAAAACUGCACCUUGUCAUUUUCUUUUUGCAGAACUGAUGUACCUUUCAAGAAAUGCUAGAUUCAGUUGCUUUAAGCUUGAGAAGAAAAGCACACUCACAUCUUCGUUUCUGUGCUUUUUAAGGUCUAGUCAUGGAAAUUCCCUAGGCAUUCUUGGCAAAAUAAUUCCUACAUAUUAAUUGCUAGAGCUUCACUCAAGUGAUGAAAUCUUCUGACUUCCAUAAUCUUCAACCUAAAUGUUUGCUGCAGGCCCAUGCAAGUUCAGGUUUGGGAACUUUGUGCACAUGUGAGAAUUUGAGAUAGUGUGUGAGUGUAUGCUAGUGCUGUAGUUCAUGCUUGUCUGGCUAUCUCAUCUUGAUACUUGCUUAGUGAGAGUACAGAAUUUAGUUUUUUUUUUUUCUUUGUUUCUUUCUUUUUUUGAAGUCUUCCUUGAGGAAUUACUAUAAUUGGCCUCUUGUUUUCUGAAAGAGGAAGAAACACUGGCUAACUUGAUGUUUCAUCUCUGCUUUCCAAAAUUGUUUCUUUAUCUUACCAUGAUGUUGUUAACUUCUGGUAUGAUUUUUGCAAAACAGACUUAGGAAAGUGUUUUCUAAAUGUUUUCUGAGAUGUAGGCAGCAAUUCAUUUCCUCAGCACACCAAGAUCUAAAAGAAUUAUUUAAAAAGAUCUGAGUGACCCUACCCAUUUACUUCUCGAUAAGUUUGUGAAAAAUAAAUUGUCCUUAUUUAUCUGGAGCAAACGUCAUCCUAGACAUUGGCUAUAAAAAUGUACUGGGUGUGCUUUUAGAAUAACAAAAUUAUAGGUGAAAAAACAUUCCAGAUAGUAAUGCAUUGGAAUUUCAAGCAUGGAAAAAAAACAGACAGAAAUCUGGAGGUCUGUGUAACAUUUUCAGCAGUUUUUGCAGGGAUGGGAGAAGGAAGGAGUCUCUGUGUGUCCUUGAACGAAUGAAACUGGUCAGAAUUCACACCUAAUAUUUUAUAACAGUGUAAAAUCAGUGCCCUUCUCCCUUGCUUGCUUUCUAGCCUCUUAAGUUCAUUGCACAGACUUGUAUUCUCUUGUAAUCCUUGCCAGAUGCCUUCUAUAAUAGUAAAAAGAGGUGGGUACCCAUCUUCCAUCUAUUUAAGGACUUUGAUGAAAAAGGGUGGAUUUCCUUAGGAUGACUGUUGUCACCCCUCUCAGCUUUUGCACUGCUGUUACAGCAGUGAUGUAGUAUUUGUCUACUUGCUCAUGAAUCACCCAGUUUGAACCUGGUAGUGUUUGAAAGAAGCCUGAGGGAAACAGACUUCUAGAUGGCUAAACCGUGAAGGAAUCCUCACUUUUAGCAACAGUAUAAAAUUACAGCUUCCUUGGUCUGUGUAAAUCACACAGAGGACAACAAUAAGCAAGACUAAAAUUGAGCAAUGCCCUUACUUGAAGGGGAUUAAACAGAAAGAAAGAAAGAAAAAAAUAACUUGUGUGUCUUGUCUGCCAAAAAGAUGCAUGGAUCUUGCAUGGAUUGUUCUUUUCUUUUUCCUCCCACUCCCCAGUCUCUUCGUACCUUAUCUUUCUAAGUGAGCAAGAUUCAUGCAGGUAUGAUGUUUCUCUUUCCUGGUACCUUUUGGAACCUCUCUUAGCGUGAUAUCACACAAAUCUGACGAUGGCAAGACAUUUCGUAGGUGGUAAAAUCCCAAUGAUAGUUUUUCAGCAAACAGCUGGUAGCGGAGGAAGAAGAUCGCUGUUCCACCUGUGGGAAGGACUGCAUGCACUGCUGCACACCAGCAAGCCUGUAUCCAGCAGGCAUUUACUACCAGCAGGCUGGAGAAGUUUUGACCAGAGCUCACACUUGCAUUUUUGACCACAGGUAGUAGACUCCCAGCUCUUGUGUUCUUGCUUACCACAAGAAUUAAGGCUCUGUGUACUGGGAAGACCUCAUGAACGGCAGAGAGAAGAGG
Molecule: messenger RNA, 5709 nt
Organism: Cygnus atratus (black swan)
Lineage: Eukaryota; Metazoa; Chordata; Aves; Anseriformes; Anatidae
Gene: SNX18
Product: sorting nexin 18
Exons: 2
Coding region: 104-1780 (558 amino acids)
Biological process (GO): cleavage furrow formation; mitotic cell cycle; protein transport
Cellular component (GO): plasma membrane; cytoplasmic vesicle
Molecular function (GO): protein binding; phosphatidylinositol binding
Source: RefSeq, a predicted model, not a curated record